AUGAAAGCCAUGUUGCAGCACCGCAAGCACAUCGCGGAUGGUGCCGUUGCGCAAUCGAAGAUGGCUGUUAGGAAGCGCUUCGAGUGUUCGGUAUGCAAGAACCGUUUCGUCCUGCAGAGCGGCCUACAACGGCACCGAGAGAAGUACCAUCCCGUACCACAAACGAUGGAGGAAAGUAAGCCGUAUCUCCUGGCAGCGGCCCUGAAGUGUAUGAUUUGCGGAACGAUUUUUCCCGAUGUUGAUCGAUACCACCAGCACGUGAAUGGGCACAACUGGGAUAAAAUGCUGGCCAACUUACCAUCCUGGGCAGCGAAUCGUUACGGAACCAUUUUCAGCCAGCAUUUACGUAUCAUCACCAUCAACAUGGUGCUCCUGUGCGAAUACUGUGACGCAUUUUUCUCCGACGAAGGCUCACUGUUCUAUCACGAAUCAUUGCACAGCCCGUCGCACGGUUUUGAAUGUCUCCUGUGCGAGAAGGUUGGCUGCAAUCUGCAGCAGAUCAAACUGCACCGUAACGGUGAGUGCAGUUUGUACGAAAAAUACCAGAUGCAAAGCUUUCCCACACUCCCGAAGCAAUACUGCUGCAACGUUUGCUGCAACCUGUUCGACAAUCUGGACAGCCUGUUCAUCCACCGCAUCGAUUUUCACCAUUACUUUCCGCGUAUGGUUGUUGGACAAUUGGAUAUCAUAUCUGGUGAGAGCUUGCUGGCGUUGAACUGUGAGAUUUGCUGUGCUGUGUUCCCAACGCUGGCGCAGCUACUAGAGCACCGUAGCAAGGAACAUGCGAGCGUGCCUGUUGCGCCGACUAAACCAAACGUGCCGCAGGUGAAGCGUAAACCUGAGACCGACCUACCGAAAGGUGACAUCGAAGGGAAGACUAAUGAAUUGGCCCGGCCAUAUCUGUGCGAAAAGUGUGGCAAAACGUACACGCAAUCGAGCCACCUGUGGCAGCACCUGCGCUUCCACAACGGUAUCCGGCCAUUCGGUUGCCCGAUGAAGGGAUGCCAGCGUCGCUUCACCAUCCGGCCGGAUCUGAACGAUCACAUCCGCAAGUGCCACACCGGGGAACGACCUUACCUCUGCGAGAUCUGCCACAAACGGUUCCUGACCGGUUCCGUUUUCUACCAGCACCGGUUAAUCCACCGUGGCGAACGGCGCUAUGGAUGCGGAGAUUGUAGCAAGCGGUUUUACCGCGCGGACGCCUUGAAAAACCAUCAACGGAUACACACCGGCGAAAAGCCGUACGAGUGCAGCUUUUGUGACAAAAAGUUCCGUCAACGUGGUGAUCGUGAGAAGCAUGUUCGCGUUAAACAUUCCCGAGACUGA
Molecule: messenger RNA, 1326 nt
Organism: Anopheles aquasalis
Lineage: Eukaryota; Metazoa; Arthropoda; Insecta; Diptera; Culicidae
Product: testis-specific zinc finger protein topi-like
Biological process (GO): regulation of transcription by RNA polymerase II
Cellular component (GO): nucleus
Molecular function (GO): RNA polymerase II transcription regulatory region sequence-specific DNA binding; DNA-binding transcription factor activity, RNA polymerase II-specific
Source: RefSeq, a predicted model, not a curated record